AUGCGUACCACCCGCUCUCUCGUGCGCAUAUGGCGCCGGUUCCUCGUCUUACUCCGCAGUGAGAGUCCGCGCGAACCAGACCCAGAACCAGAACGAGAAACGCCUCCCCCUGUAAAGGAGGUACAGAACCAACACUCCCCGCCCAAGUUUGUGGUGGAGCGGAUAGCGUCGCCCGCCCAACUGGCUUCGUAUGUCGAUGAAGCGCGGGCGUCAAGAUCCACCUCGAACUCGGCCUCGAAUGAAAAAGAAGAGAGCCAGCGUGGGCCUCGGCCGCCCCCGAGAAACCAGUCGGGGGGUCUGCGUGCCGCCCUGUAG
Molecule: messenger RNA, 315 nt
Organism: Cutaneotrichosporon cavernicola
Lineage: Eukaryota; Fungi; Basidiomycota; Tremellomycetes; Trichosporonales; Trichosporonaceae
Exons: 2
Coding region: 1-315 (104 amino acids)
Source: RefSeq, a predicted model, not a curated record